AAAGGGUGGUCAGUGGGUCAGCCCGAGCCGCGUGACCUGAGGGCGUGGACCCCGAACGCACCAGGAAACCGCUACCCGAGAUCUGAUUUUCUCUCACCCCGUUCUGUGCUCUCCUCUGGGUUUUCAAAACCCGCACAUCCAGGGAGAGGGAAUUGGAGAUACGAGCUUCGGCCCCGAGGUUGGGCCGACGCCCUAUGCGGCGACGAACGGCGUGGACCUGAGAGCGUUCGGUGGCCCCCAGCCGCCUGCGGACCCUUCCGUCUCGUCAUGGCGAGAUUAUGGGUCGGCCUGGCAGGCGCUGGCUUCUUUCUUGCAUUACUGGUUUUGCAUUCGCGUUUUUGUGGCUCACCGGUGAGUUGAGCAGUGAAGACGUGUCUGUCCGGUGUGUGGACGGCACCGUUGAGAGGCGACGCCGCUGUUGUGGGGUGGAGGUGGCGGGCCCUGGCUCCCGCACUGGCUUGUCUCAAAACCCCCACCCGGGCCGAACUGCCGACGUCCUGCUUUGUCUCUUCGGGUUUAAAAGUUUGUAUAUGAUGCAUCGCCGUUUCUCUGUGUUCUUUCUUUCCCCAGACCCCACUACGUCUCCAAAUAAUUUGCAGGUUUUAAGGAAAUUUGCUUUUCAAGUUUCCUGGACGACCAAGGAAAUUCUUUACCGGCUGGAUGUGGGAUGGCCUAAUCGUCCAGAAUACUUUACUGGAACAACAUUUUGUGUUGCAAUUGACUCCCUCAGCGGAUUGGUUUACGUAGCCCAGAGAGGGGAUAACAUCCCAAAGGUAUUAGUGUUCACAGAGGAUGGAUAUUUCCUACGAUCCUGGAAUUAUACAGUUGACACACCUCAUGGUAUAUUUGCAGCCAGUACACUACAUGAACAGUCUGUCUGGAUCACGGAUGUAGGAAGUGGAUCCUAUGGUCAUACUAUUAAAAAAUACAAUUCCUUUGGUGAUCUUGUUCAAGUGUUGGGUACCCCAGGCAAGAAAGGCACUGGUUUGACUCCCCUACAGUUUGAUAACCCCGCAGAAUUGUAUGUAGACGACACAGGAGAUAUUUACAUCGUGGAUGGAGAUGGAGGAUUGAAUAAUAGAUUGAUCAAAUUGUCCCAAGAUUUUAUGAUACUUUGGCUGCAUGGAGAACGGGGGACAGGGCCUGCCAAGUUCAACAUACCACACAGCGUUACAGUUGAUUCGGCUGGUCGGGUAUGGGUUGCUGACCGAGGAAAUAAAAGAAUUCAAGUGUUUGAUAAAGACACUGGGGAGUGGUUAGGAGCAUGGAAUAAUUGUUUCACAGAAGAGGGACCUUCUUCAGUCAGAUUUACUCCUGACGGGAAGUACGUGAUCGUAGCCCAGCUGAAUCUCAGCAGGGUCUUACUGGUGGCCGCACCCCCAGUGGGAAGCAUUGGCAACUGUUCCGUGAUCAACACAAUCCAACUAGCAGACCAGGUUUUACCUCAUCUCUUAGAUGUCAGCGGGAAGACUGGAGCAGUCUAUGUAGCAGAAAUCGGAGCAAAGCAAGUGCAAAAAUAUGUCCCAGUGGAGGGCUAUUUUCCUUCGUUCACACAUUCAUAAUGUUUCUUUUCCCGGAGAUGUUUCAAGUGGAAGUUCAGAUUCUCAAAUUCAUUGUCAUGUCCUUACAAAUAACGUUCAGGCACCAGUAUUUGCUUCUUCAUUUUCCCAUGAUCUAGUGAUGAGAAGAAUUUGUUCUUAUAUCCUUCAGAACCAUAUGUUUUGUUGCUGUUCUCAUGACUUAGUUUUACUUGUAAGUGCAUAAGGCUAUUUUAACGAAGGAAAUGUAAUUCUAAAAAAUGGGAUCUGAAAGAGGGACUAAGACCAUAAGGUAGGUAUUUGCCCAGGUAGACUAAUCCUCCCUGGGAGGAAGAGGGAAAGGAAUAAAAACGGGUUUUGCAGGAUAUAUUGAACUAAAUGUGAAGGACUACAAACCUCCAGUUUGUUCACCUUAUAUAAAAUGUACGUUUUGAGCGAUUAAGUCAGAUGGGCUCUUGAUCAAUGAGUACCCACAGGAUGCUAGCUCCUAAAGAUUCAGAGAGGAAGAAUCAGGACUUACCUGUGUGAGCCUGCUCAGUAGCAUCUAGUCCAGUGGGAGACAAGUGUGCAAACUGAUACAAGCGUGUCAGCAGGCCUUAAGCGUGUCUUGUAGGAACAUUACAUCUGACUGAGAGAAUCCUGGAGAUUUUGCAGGGUAAGUCCAUUCGAGCUCCCAACUUGAGAAACCAAAGAGGGGAAAACAAGGUGGUCCAAAUGGACAAGCUGUAAAAA
Molecule: messenger RNA, 2270 nt
Organism: Leopardus geoffroyi (Geoffroy's cat)
Lineage: Eukaryota; Metazoa; Chordata; Mammalia; Carnivora; Felidae
Gene: NHLRC3
Product: NHL repeat containing 3
Exons: 7
Coding region: 279-1562 (427 amino acids)
Biological process (GO): protein polyubiquitination; negative regulation of translation; proteasome-mediated ubiquitin-dependent protein catabolic process
Molecular function (GO): protein binding; translation repressor activity; ubiquitin protein ligase activity
Source: RefSeq, a predicted model, not a curated record